This is a messenger RNA of Alnus glutinosa, 1513 nucleotides long. RefSeq lists its product as uncharacterized. The transcript is spliced from 2 exons. Bases 48 to 1262 code for a protein of 404 amino acids. The record is from RefSeq and is a predicted model, not a curated record. NCBI's taxonomy places the organism in Eukaryota, Viridiplantae, Streptophyta, Magnoliopsida, Fagales, Betulaceae.
CAGCGUUGGAAGCCCAGAUUGAAGACUUAAAUGCAGAAUUGUUACGCAUGAGGACGAGACAGCCCAAUCCCGAGAUGAACAGGGAUGAGCGUGAGGAAGAAGAUCACAAUAGCAACAUUAAUCCUCGGAGGGAGGAUGACCGCCAAGGAGAUCUGAGCAGAAUUAUUGCCGAGCUGGAGAGAAGGUGCACGGACAUGGAGAUGGAAAGAAAGGACAAAGGCAGAUCCGUAAUGGUGGACAAGCUCCUAAUGGGUACAGACUCACCCUUCACCAGACGGGUGGCAGACUAUCAGCUUCCCGAUAAGUUUAAGGUACCCCAAAUUCUAAGUUAUGCAGGAGACAGAGAUCCCUUGGAUCACCUAGAGAAUUUCAAAGCUCAUCUAGACCUUCACGGGACACCCGAUGAAGUAGCAUGUCGGGCCUUCCCUCUUACUCUUUCGGGGAAUGCCCGAGACUGGUUCAGGAAGCUGCCCCCGAAUUCCGUUGAUCAGUUCAAGGAAUUGUCCAAGAUAUUCCUAACGGAGUUCUUGGCUUUCCGGACAAGGAAGAAGCCUUCGGGAUAUUUGCUAUCAUUGCACCAGCAAGGCAAUGAGAGUCUUAAGGAGUUUAUGGCUCGGUUCAACCGAGAGAAGGCUACGGUCGAAGAUCCGACCGAGGAUAUGAUUUUUGCUGCCAUUUAUCAGGGAAUUUCACCCGAGGAGCCUUUGAUGAAGAAGUUGAUCCGGAAGCAACCGAGUACCUUGCAGGGCCUCAUGGAUAAGGUAGAAGAAUUCAUCAAUCAGGAAGAGACGCUGAAGUCUAUGGCCAGUUCUAGACUACCCCGAGAGACAGCCCCAGAAAAGAAAAGGAAAGAACUCAAGAAAGCUGAUUGGGAAGAGCAGAGGCAGGUAAAGAAGUUCAAAGAUUACAACUUUACACCUCUCAAUGCCGAGAUAUCAGAAGUCCUCAUGGAGAUCAAGAGAGAUCCGGCGUUUCGGGAACCACAAAAGAUACCAGAAGAAUUCAUAAAGAAUGGCAAGCUAGUUCGGUUCUUGGGAGAGCGACGGAACCAUCCAGGAAAUAACAGGCCUCGGAAUCAUCAGGACUAUCAGCCCCGAGAUCAACAGCCACGGGAUUAUUAUCCCCGAGACCGUCCUCAGCUAGACGAAAGGCCUCAAGAGAAUGCUCCCCGAGAUGACAUAGAAAGAAGAGAGGACCGAAGAAGCAGAAGCCCACAGCAUAGAGAGCCGAGGCAACAACAGUAUCUGCCCGUGAUCCCAUAAAAAGGACUCUCGGGAAUUUCAGGCUUGCUUUUAUUUUUUAGUAUUUAUAUUUGCAAAGAACUAGAAUUUUAUUUUUAAUUCAGACUAGACAGAAAAUUCCCCAGAUUUUGGGAAUAAGUAUUUUCAGAAUAAAUGAAUAAAGCUGACUUAAGCAUCGGAGUGUUCCCGGUCUAAGGACCAGGAACCCGUUGAUGUUGUUUCUUUUGCAGGCAAAAACUUCUCGGAUCAGUCCUUGCCGAGAAGGAGCCUCU